AUGUCUUCGCCUACCGGACUCCCUCCCGUCUGCCACCCCAACGCCACGCUGUGCUCGGGCGCCUCCUGCCUGGUACCGCCCAGCAACUUCAACGAGAUCCUGAGCGUGGUGCUGAGCACAGUGCUGACGGUCAUGCUGGCCAUGGUCAUGUUCGCCAUGGGCUGCACCGUGGACGCCCCCAAGCUGUGGGGCCACAUCAGGCGCCCCUGGGGCAUCUUCAUCGGCUUCCUCUGCCAGUUCGGCAUCAUGCCCUUCACGGGCUUCGCCCUGGCGCUGGCCUUCAACGUCCUCCCUGUGCAGGCCGUGGUCAUCCUCAUCAUGGGCUGCUGCCCCGGCGGCUCCAGCUCCAACAUCCUGGCCUACUGGCUGGACGGGGACAUGGACCUCAGUAUCAGUAUGACCACCUGCUCCUCCAUCUUAGCCAUGGGGAUGAUGCCUCUGUGUCUGCUCAUCUAUACCUCCAUCUGGACCUCUGCAGACACCAUCCAGAUCCCCUAUGAGAGCAUAGGCAUCACCCUGGUGUCUCUCCUGGUUCCGGUCGCGCUAGGGAUCUAUGUGAAAAACAAGUGGCCUAAGGUAGCAAAGAAGAUCCUCAAGGUCGGCUCCAUCAUGGGCAUCGCCCUCAUUGUCAUCAUCGCGGUGGUGGGCGGCGUGCUCUACCAGUCCUCCUGGAUCAUCUCUCCCUCCCUCUGGAUCAUCGGCGCCAUCUACCCCCUGGUGGGCUUCGGUCUGGGCUUUCUGCUGGCCCGAUUCGUGGGCCAGCCCUAUUACAGAUGUCGCACCAUCGCCCUGGAGACAGGCUUCCAGAACUCGCAGCUUUGCAGCACCAUCGUGCAGUUGUCUUUCUCUGCAGAGGAGCUGGAGGUCAUGUUCAGCUUCCCUCUCAUCUACAGCAUCUUCCAGCUGGUGGUCGCCGUGGGCUCUGUGGGAGCCUACCAGCUGUACAAGAGACACUGUCGCAGGGCGUCGGCCCACGAGGACAGCGAGAGGGCAGAGGGCGGCGACCCGGCAGAGCCCUCCUCCAAGGAGAAGCAGGACUACGCUCUGGAGAACGGCGGGUUCGAGUGCGACGAGAACGGGAACACGGCGGGGAAGGCCACCCAGCUGUGA
Messenger RNA from Megalops cyprinoides (Indo-Pacific tarpon), 1110 nucleotides. RefSeq names its product solute carrier family 10 member 2 (gene slc10a2). Bases 1 to 1110 code for a protein of 369 amino acids. Gene Ontology annotation, molecular function: bile acid:sodium symporter activity. Gene Ontology annotation, cellular component: apical plasma membrane. Gene Ontology annotation, biological process: bile acid and bile salt transport. NCBI's taxonomy places the organism in Eukaryota, Metazoa, Chordata, Actinopteri, Elopiformes, Megalopidae. The record is from RefSeq and is a predicted model, not a curated record. The transcript has 6 exons.